Molecule: messenger RNA, 1102 nt
Organism: Pieris brassicae (large cabbage white)
Lineage: Eukaryota; Metazoa; Arthropoda; Insecta; Lepidoptera; Pieridae
Gene: Yip1d1
Product: protein YIPF5
Exons: 2
Coding region: 175-966 (263 amino acids)
Biological process (GO): vesicle fusion with Golgi apparatus; endoplasmic reticulum to Golgi vesicle-mediated transport
Cellular component (GO): trans-Golgi network
Source: RefSeq, a predicted model, not a curated record
UAGAUGACGUAGACGCUUCAAUCUUGACGAUGACUAUUUUUUGAUUUUGAGAGGAAAUUCAAAAUAUUGCAAAAAAUGCAGUCGAAGUUCCCAUAUUAAUCAUUCAUUAAAUAAUUUUAUUAUUUGUAAACGUAAUAUUCAAUCAACGCUUGUACAUAUUCCAAGGAAAUCACAAUGUCUGGCUUUCAAAAUACAAACGACUAUUCUUGGCAACCUCCUGAAAAUAGUCAAAAUUAUUCCUUCAAUAAUUCAAAUUCUUUUGGCGAUGCAUCUCAGAAUCUAGAUUUUCAGACAUUUGCUCCAGAACAUCAAAACUUUUCUUAUGAUCAGGGCCAGAAUAAUCCACCUAAUAAUAAUCAAUAUUACAACCCAAGCUUAUUUUCGCCUGCCCCAAUACCAGGAGAACCUGUAACAGCAUCUUCAGAAUUUGACGAGCCACCACUGCUUGAUGAGUUGGAAAUAUAUCCAGACAGAAUACUUGAAAAAACACUCGCUGUUCUAAAUCCAUUUCAUGGACAAUCUAAGGCAGAUGAUGCAAACUUUCUCUUACGAGAUACCGACAUAGCAGGACCAAUUGCAUUCUGCUUAGCACUGGCAGUGUGUCUAUUCCUUGCUGGUAAUAAGGCACAUUUUGGUUAUGUUUAUGGAUUGUCAAUGAUGUCUGUAAUAUUAAUGUACUUUUUGCUGUCCCUUAUGAGUCGCUCUGAAGGAGUGUUUACUAUUUUAUGUGUUGCCAGUGUUCUAGGAUACUGUAUGUUACCAAUGGUUGCUUUGGCAGGGCUAGGAAUUUUCAUAUCUCUAGAGGGAGGGAUAGGUUUAUCAUUAUCAGCAAUAGCUGUUAUAUGGUCAGCAUUAUCGGCAAGCAGAUUAUUCGUUACUAUGUCAGGAGAUUCAGAACAAAGACCACUAAUUGCAUAUCCUUGUGCAUUAGUAAAUGGAGUGUUUGCUUUACUAGUUUUGUUUUAAACAUUUUAGUUUCUUAGGAGGACAUCAAGUUCAAUUUUGUACAUGUCAUGAAAAUCUUUUCAUUUAUUACAUUAUAUAAGAAGAAUAAUAAAAUUAUUGAGCAUGUAUUAAAAAUAAACUUGAUGUUAAAGCAAUU